Messenger RNA from Leptidea sinapis, 1442 nucleotides. RefSeq names its product organic solute transporter alpha-like protein. The transcript has 7 exons. Bases 174 to 1259 code for a protein of 361 amino acids. Gene Ontology annotation, biological process: transport. NCBI's taxonomy places the organism in Eukaryota, Metazoa, Arthropoda, Insecta, Lepidoptera, Pieridae. Gene Ontology annotation, molecular function: transporter activity. The record is from RefSeq and is a predicted model, not a curated record.
GUUGCGUAGUCGAGUGAGGAAAGAAAGUGAUCGUACGGAAUACGGAUCGCCAGUUGGUGUUGGGUCUGCGGCUGACAGUGUAACCUCUUUGGUUGUCGAACGCGCGCGAAAAUUUAAGCGGGAGUUUAUUUAAAAAUGGAAUUGUCUCUAUCAUAGACAUUGAAUUUUUGAUAAUGGAUUUACUCGCUAGUGAAUCUAGCAGCAGUUCGCGGAUAUUAACUGCACGACAUGUCAGUGCAGAGAUAAGGCACCCAGAAGUAAACAAUGCAGUUAACACGACUUCGGCGCUGUUGUGCCAUAGCUACAGUGUGCUACCCGAUUUUGGAUCGUAUUACACAGCCCUGAACACAUACGCAUUGGUGACCUGGAUAUGUGGGUUCUUCGUACUUACGGCGUUAUGUAUACUGUAUGGUGUCACACUGCGCUCGGCUCUGAAACACUGGCCGAAAACAAAAGUGAAUCUCGCCGUUGUUCUAGCUGUUUAUCCAAUAGUCGCCGCAGCCGGACUACUUACAUUGAUAGUGCCCCGAGCUCGAAUCCUGUCCGAAGCGAUAGCUCAAGAAACUGUUAUGGUAGCAAUGUAUCAUCUGUACUUUAUGAUCAUCGCGGAAUGUGGGGGACCUGACCAGUUAAUCAGUCGGUCGAGUGGAUCUCUCAUGGAGACCCGCGUACUGCCGUGCUGUUGUUGGCCCUGUUGUUUGCUGCCGCGGCCACAGGUUCAGAAGAAAUGCCUGACCAGACUACGGUAUUUGAUUCUCCAAAUGCCUAUAGUUCAGGCAUUGAUCUAUAUUAUAGUGCUCGUGCUGUGGGCGGAGGAUGUGGAAUUGUACAGGAAUAAUUUCAUUUUGAUCCAGCCGUUUAUCGCUGUCUCCAUUUUAUCCGGUAUUUGGGGAAUGAUGAUGUGCAUCCGAGCUGCGGAGGCAAUAGGAACGAGACCAAGAGCUCGGUUCCUUGCCCUUCAACUAGUUCUGUUAAUUGUUAAACUGCAAUAUGGAAUUGCGAAAGCGCUGCCUGAAUUAUUCCAAUUCUCAUGUAUUGUGGCUCUGAAUCCUUCAGUAUUUGUACAUAUGAUCCAGAACAUGAUAAUGAUGGCGGAGAUGCUACUGCUGUCAUUAUGGGCUUGGAGGUUGUACAGCGUUCAACCGGAGAAGUCCACCGAAAAAGUGCCACAAGUCGUGAUUGCUGUAUUAGAAGAUAGCUUACAUUCUAUCGACCUUAAAAAAGACAUUGAAAAGUCAUAUAAAAAUGAAAGAAUUUAAAAUAGUUUCAUAUUUUAGUUUGUAAGGGUAUGAAUCUGAUAGAUUAAGUUUUAGUCUAAUAAGUUACCAGUGAAGCGGACAAAAAUAUUGAUAUACGGAAUUUAUUUUGCCUUCUAGCGUGUACUUCAAUCAGUGAACCAAAUAUUACCACUUCUUAAAUUAGAAAUAAAAUAUUUUGUAUUA